This is a messenger RNA of Schistocerca americana (American grasshopper), 3765 nucleotides long. RefSeq names its product golgin subfamily A member 6-like protein 22. The transcript is spliced from 12 exons. NCBI's taxonomy places the organism in Eukaryota, Metazoa, Arthropoda, Insecta, Orthoptera, Acrididae. Bases 1 to 3765 code for a protein of 1254 amino acids. The record is from RefSeq and is a predicted model, not a curated record.
AUGGUGAGUCCACUGGUCUCAGCUUGGGCACACAAAUGCAGAUGUGUAGAGGUACUCAGGCAUCAGGCAGAACACGUGCACGGGGCUGCCGACUCGACGGUGACCGUCACAGUCACUGCAACGCUGAGUAAAUUUGAGACCGAGCUGGAGCGCCAACAAGAGGAACUUGACUCCAAGCUGAGCAGCGUGAACGCCCUGGACUCCAGACUCCAGCAGAUGGAGAGCAAGAUGGCAGACAGAGAGAAGCAGCUGGCUUCGCAAGCAGAGGCGCUGACCGAACUGGAACUGCAGCUGGAACAGCGCUCCAGGCAGCUGGAGCAGGCGCUCGUCCGCAAGGAACAACAGCAGGAGUUGGAGUCGAAAGCGGAGCAGGCUAUGAUGCGCCUGGAACGAAUCCUGGAAGAAGAGGAGCGAGCCGCAGAAAGACGAUCCGAACAGGAACAGAUGUGGCGCGUGUCCCUGGAGAAGCUGGAGGCAGAGUCGAAGAAGCGCUUGGAGCGGCUGGAGACGUCGGAGAGACAGCAGCGGGAGCAGUGGCAGAAGUCCCUGGAGAAGAGGGAGGAGGCGACGAGGCAGCUGAGGGAGGCGGUGGAGCAGCAGGAACAGCGACUGGCGGCCGCGAGGGAACAGCUGGCGGCGCAGCUGGGCUCGCUGCAGCAGCUGCGGCCCGCCGCACAGGAUGGCGACAAACUCGAGGAGAAGGUGAGGUCACUAAUACAGGACCACGAAGCUCUCCUUGAGGAAGACUCUGCAGCGAGGAAGAAGUUCCUCAAGGAGGCGGAGGACCAUCUGCAACGCACUUCUGACGAACUGGAACGCAAACUGACGGAGGCCCGUAAACGGGACCGGGAGCAGAUGACCGCAGACCUGGAGAGGAAGCUGGAGGCCGCACGCCGAGAUCAGGACGGCGCCCAGGAGCAGCUCACGCUGCGCAUCCGGGACUACGAGGCGCUGCUGGCGAGGCGUCGGGACGAGGAGACCAAGAGGAGACAGCAGCUGGACGAGGAGGCCUCGCAGGAGCUGCGGCGCUGGCGCGAGGCCCAGGAGGGGACGGUCCGCCGGCUGGAGGAGGCGCUGGAGCAGAGCCGGAGCAGGCUGGAGGCCCUGGCGGCGGCCGUCGCGGCGCAGGCGGUCUCGGGGUCCAGGAAGCGCAGCAAAGGCAGCGGCAGCAGCAGUGACAGCGACAGCGACAGCGACAGCGGAUCCGAGCGCCCCAGAGGGAGGUCCGUCCAGAAGCUGAAGGCCGAGGUGUGGGGCCAGGUACUGGCCGAGCUGGACAGGGUCAAGGAGGACCUGCGGGAGGAGCAGCGGAGGGCCGUCGAGCAGCGGAACGAGACGUCGCGGCUGGUGCUGAAGGAGAUGGAGGCGGCGCUGGUGGCCCGCAUCGAGGGCCGGCUGGGCGAGAUCGAGCAGGCGGCCAGCGCCGAAGGGGGGGAUGGCGACGCGUCGCAGGGGGAAAUCCGCCGGCGCGUGGAGGAACUGGCCGAGGAGCUCAAGGAGAAGACCGCCAACGAGAUCAGCUCCAAAUGGAAACUGGAGAGGGUGGGGAUCAAGGAAGAACUGGCGGAGGACCUGGAAGUGAAGGUGCGGCGAUACAUGCACGAUAUGGAACGAGACAUGCAGACCAAGACCCUGGAGGAGGUGUACAGUAAGAUCGAAGAUCUGAGAACAGCUGUAGUAGCGUCUGUCGUUGCUGAAACGGUGGAGGAGAAAUGGAGUCAUACCGCAAAGCAGCUGGAGAAAGACAUCGUGUCGGCCGUCAUGGAGAAAGUCAAGAAAGAGAGAAAGGAAGAUAUAAGCGAAAUCGAACAAACUGUUGCCAAGGAGGUAGAGGAGAAACUGCGCAAAACUGUAGACGAUGUUGAGGAUAAAGUGGACCGCAGGGUCAGAGAAACACUGUCUACGUCGAGAAAUGACGAAAGAGAGUACACGAAGAGUUUGGUCGUCAGUCUGAUAGAAGAAAGGGGGAAACUGGUUUCUGGAGAAAUGGAUGAGAAGCUACUGCAGGGAGUGCUGGUCCACGUGAAAGACUCCAUUAAGGUCGACCAGGACAAAGCCAGGCAGGAACUGAUCGAACAGUGGAACGAGACCGUCAGACGCUCCACAGUCGAGCUGAGGGACAAAAUGGAGAAGGAAGUGUCUGAAGAAGUUAGAAAGCGCUGGAAAGAAGACAGCAACAAGAUCAGGAAGGACUUGGAAGAGGAACUCAAGGAGGAAAUAAAAGAAGAAGUGAAAAAAGUGAAGAAAGACAUUCGGGAAGACGUAACGGAGAAAGCACUCUCAGAAGUUAAGGAGAACGAGGUGAAGAUGAAAGCGAUCAUCACUGCCGAAGUCGGAACAAAGUUGGCCAGCUUGCAGUACCAGUUAAAGGAAGAGUUUGGUAGUGAAAUAUCCCAGACGACGAAAUCUUUGGUGGAAGAGGAGCUCCUGAAGACCAAACAGCAAGUCAUACAAGACUCGGAGGCGGUGGUUCGCGAGGCGGUGAGCGUGGAGUGCGGCCGCGUGCUGGCGACGCUGUCACGGCACGAGCAGGAGGCGCGCGACCGCCUGGAGCUGGUGUGCCAGGAGCUGAUCAAGGGCCAGCUGGACAGGCUGGGCCGCUGCUGCGACCGCGGGCUGCAGGAGAUCAGGGAGGCGAUCGAGAAGGCAACGGAUCAGAUUAACUCAGGAAUUCGAGAUUCUGCUGACAGUGCAGUCCACAAGGCCCGGGAGCGGCUCUCCACGCUGGAGCUGGAAGCGACGUCUCGCGUCCAGAGCGAGUGCGAGCGACUGCUGCGCGACUUCCAGGAGGAGUGCGACCAGAGGCUCCAGCUGGACCAGCAGCUGGAGGAGGACCGCAAGCGCGAGAUGGAGGAGCGGAAGCAGCGCCUGAAGAACCUGAUCGAGAACAUCUUCGCGGACGAGGAGAGCGUGUCCACGGAGAACAUGGCGGAGGCGCUGCUGGAGGAGGAGGAGGCGGAGCUGGAGCGCCGGCUGUCGCUGCGGGGCUCCCAGCGGGGGCGGCGCCGCCCCCACUCCCAGCUGGAGUCCUCCCUGGAGGGCACCGAGCGCGCCGAGUCCUGGGCGCUCGUCCAGGACAGCCCAGCCGCUGCGGCCCACGAAGACGCCCCAGCAGCCCAGCCAGCCACCCCACAGAGGCCACAGCAGACACUGAUGGCGCAGGUGACGAUGCUGCCGCAAGAGAGAGUGCGGAGCCAAUCUCUGGCAAUGCAGUCUGUGCGGGCGCCACCGGUCGUGAAGACCCGGGCGCGGACUGUUUCGCAGCCACUGGCGCAGAUGCAGGUGAAGCCGGCGGUGCGAAAGCCGCCAGUGCGGGCGGCGAAGUCAGCACUGCCAAUCGCCAAGCCCCGACUGUGCGUGCAGACGAUGCCAUCCAUGGGGAUGCCUCCUCCACUUCCGCCGAAGCCGCCUGUGGCCAAAGAAGACAGAGAGAAGGCCAAAGAGGCGGACCAGAAGAAAGAGAAGAAGAAGGAGAAGAAAGAGAAAAACGACAAGCAGUCGUCGACGUCCUCGUCCUCGUCGUCGAGCUCCUCGGAGGGCGAGGAGUCUGGGAAGGCCCUGGAGAGGGCGGGCGUGGGCCGCGGCACGUGGCAGCUGGUGGGCGGCGCCGGACACGCCGCCCUCAGCCUGAGGGCCGCCGGGAGGGCCGCCCCCGGGGCGCCGGACGCACCUCCAGCACCACCGGGGAUCAUGCGUCCAAUCAGCUACGUGCCCGGUCGGACAGACGGCGACAACAAGGAAGACGACGGCGCCAUCUUCGUCUGA